This is a messenger RNA of Saimiri boliviensis boliviensis (Bolivian squirrel monkey), 4032 nucleotides long. NCBI's taxonomy places the organism in Eukaryota, Metazoa, Chordata, Mammalia, Primates, Cebidae. The record is from RefSeq and is a predicted model, not a curated record.
UCUCCCAGAAUGGUUUCGAAAUGGGGCUUCCAGGCCUUUCUGGAGGGCAGAUGCAAAUGGUGGUUUGGAGUAUGAACAGCUAAAAGGAUUUAUAACUUAUGUAAAAUGCAUUUCGUGGGAACUCGUGAAAAAACUUUUGAAAGAUUGAUGGUUCAUCUUGAUUGAAAAAGUAUGGGUAAGCCACUCAGCAGGCCAGACUGUUUAAGGCGGAACCCCACCUGUCUGGGGAAAGGAGACGAGGAGGAUGGCUACAUAGAGGACUGCUAUGUUCCACAGCGAUCUAUAUAUGAUACAAUGAGGAUAAAUGAGCAAAUUGACCAGGGGUCAAAGCUUCACCAGACUUCAAAAAGCACCAUGGAAAAGAUGGAAGGAAGUACUAUAUCCAGCAAUGGUACAUUAGGAGUAGCAUCUAAUGUGUUUGAAUCUAGAGCACCAGAAGGUAAGAAGCUGGAUGAGAGGAUAAUAUUUGAUGCACUAAAGCUAAGCAGUGAUGUGCAGAAGUCAGCACCUGUGCCACCCAGAAGGCGGCCAAAUGCAGAACGCAAAGACAAUGUUAACAGGAGAUCGUGGAAGUCCUUUAUGCCACCCAACUUCCCAGAAUUUGCAGAGAGGAUGGAAGCUUCUCUCAGUGAGGUUUCAGAAGCUGGUGCUUCAAAUCCUUCCUUGCAAGAGAAGAAGGAGUCAAGUUCUGCAUUAACAGAAAGUUGUGGUCAUUUCGACCACAGGGAACCUCAGUCAGAGUCAGUAACUCUGGAGCAUGUGUCCAAAUCCAUAGGUAUUCCAGAGGUGCACGAUGUAAAAAACUUAAGUGGAGACUGCCAGGACUUUAGAUUUCAGCAGCACAGUGCAAACUCUCCCCAUGAAUUCCAGUCUCUAGAAUCAGAAGCUGCAGCAGCAAGUGGUAACACAGAUGUAAUGCAGGAAUCCAGAUUCUCAAGUGCAACCUGGCCAAGGGCCACAAAAAGUUUCACUAAGGGAGGUUUUAGUGAGAAGCAGCACCCCCUUGGGGACACAGCCUGCACUGUGGAAAUGCCACCUCUCUCCCCUUGCCUGAGUGAAGAGCUGUUAGAUCCAGAAUUGCAUGUUCUCGUAACCCCCAGCCUGAGAGAGAAAACGGAGUCUGAGCUAAAGUUUGAGGAGGAUGAGCGAUGGAUCAUGAUGGAGGCUGAGGGGGAGUGGGAGGAAGAUAAACUGUCAGAGAGGGAAAAGACUUUUCUGAUGGCAGAUGAGAAGAACAGCCUGGCAGAUACUUUUGAAGAAAGAGAACAAGCAAACACAGCAGUGGUGGAGGAUGGAUCCGAUUGCUUAGCUGCUGUCUUGAGGACUUUUGGCCACCCAUCUCUUGGUCAGAUUUGUUGCCCUGAUGACCCUCAGCCAGCCAAGGACCAGUUGGCUACCGUUCCCAAGGAUAUACCCCUGGAUUGCGAUUGUGUUCUUACAGGUGAGGGUGUUCUCGGUGAGGUGGCAAACAGAACUGCUCAGGAGCUAGGGGGUCUUGUUUCAGAUUCAGCAUGUACUGUGGGGGUUGUUGAUGCAGAGCACCUCUCUGACACAGACUCAGUGCAGAUGUUUCUCGAACUUGAAAAGGAGUGUUUAUGUGAAGAAGGAGUAACUCCUCUAGUUGAGCUACAGAAUCAAACCUCUUCUGAAGGGCUGGCCACAUCCCAGGAUGCAGAAACUUUGCUUGUAAUUCGUUAUUUUCCAGGGGCUGCCUUAGAAAAGGAACAACAUUUAGGCCUUUUACACGUAAGGGCAAGAGACUAUGAUUCUGGACUGGAUUGUGGAUAUUUUAAUACCCUGGAUUCUUCUCAGGUGCCUAAUGCUGUGGAACUUAUUGCCCACAUUGAUAACAUGAGAGACACUUCCACUGUUAACAAGGAGGAAUGUGAAAAAGUGCCUUUUAGCCCCAGGACUGCAGAAUUUAAGUCCAGACAGCCAGCUGAUCUGGAUUCACUGGAAAAGCUGGAUCCAGGAGGACUGCUGAACUCUGAUCACAGGGUUUCUCAUGAAGAAAAAUUAUCAGGCUUCAUUGCUUCUGAGCUGGCCAAAGACAAUGGCAGUUUGUCCCAGGGAGACUGCAGUCAAACUGAGGGGAAUGUUGAGGAGUGUACUGAGAGGGUCACCUUUAGUUUUGCUUUUAAUCAUGAACUAACAGAUGUUACCUCAGGACCUGAAGUAGAGGUGUUAUAUGAAUCACAUUUGCUAACAGAUGAGAUUCAUUUGGAAAGUGAGAAUGUAAUUGUUAAUCAAGAAAAUAACAGUCUGACAUCCUUGGGAAAUGUGGAUGCUUGUGCAUUCUCUGUGGAGAAAGUUUGUGAUGAGGAUGGUGAGACAAAAAAGCUGGAUUAUCAAGCCACACUUUUGGAGGAUGGAGCCCCGGCACAUUUCCACAGAAACUUACCAGAGCAGUUCUUUCAAGAUCUCCAGAGGAAGUCCCCAGAGUCAGAGAUUCUGAGUCUGCACCUGCUGGUUGGAGAACUGAGACUUAAUCCAGAUAGAGUGGAAACUGUGAAUGAUACAAAGCCUGAGCUGGAUGUGGCAUCAUCAGAGGGAGGGGAGAUGGAAAGGAAAGAUUCUGAUUCAUUCCUAAAUAUUUUUCCAGAGAAACAAGUUACCGAGGUUGGUAAUACUGAACCAGUUUUAGAGGAAUGGAUACCCAUCCUCCAGAGGCCUUCCGAGACUGCUGCAGUGCCCACUGUAGAAGAUGCCCUAGAUGCUGCGCUGCCCAGCCAAGAGAAGGAUAUCUCAAUUGCUGUAGUGCUUUCCUCAGAGGGGCCUGCCCCCUCAGCUGCUGCAGUGCCUGCCCCAGAGGGAACUGCUAUAGCUGCUGCUAUAGUGCCCUUCCCACAUGAGGACGUCCCAGUUGCUUCAGUAGUCUCCUUAGAGGAGGAGGAUGUCACAGCUGCUGCAGUAUCAGCCCCAGAGAGGACUACUGUCCCAGUUGCUGCAGUGUCCUCCCCAGAGGAGACUGCUCCAGCUGUUGCAGCAGCCAUCACACAGGAGAAUGUAUCAGCUGUUGCAGGGUCCUCCCCAGAGUGGACUGCUCUAGCUAUUGCCAUUACAGAGGAGGAUGAUACACCAGAAUGGCCUGUCACCCCAGCUACCACAGUGCAUGCUCCAGAGGAGCCUGAUACUCCAGCUUUUAGAGUGUCCACCCCAGAGGAACAUGCCACCCUAGCUGCUGCAGUGAUCACCCCAGAGGAACAUGCCACCCCAGCUGCUGCAGUGCUCCCCACAGAGGAACAUGCCACCCCAGCUGCUGCAGUGCUCCCCACAGAGGAACAUGCCACCCCAGCUGCUGCAGUGUCUAUCCCCGAGGAGCCCGCCUCUCCAGCUGCUGCAGUGCCCACCCCAGAGGAAUCUGCCUCCCUAGCUGCUGUAGUGCUCACCCCAGAGGAACAUGCCACCCCAGAGGAAUCUGCCUCACCUGCAGCUGUGGUGGCCACUCCAGAGGAACUCACUUCCCUGGCAGCUUUAGUGGUCAUCCCUGAGGAGCCCACCCUAGAGGAACCCACCUCCUCAGCAGCUACAGUGCUCACCCCAGGGGAACUCACUUCCCCAGCAGCUUCAGUGUCUACUCCUGAGAAGCCCGCCUCCCCAGCAGCUGCAGCGCCCACCCCUGAGGAGCCCGCCUCCCCAGCAGCUGCAGCGCCCACCCCUGAGGAGCCCGCCUCCCCAGCAGCUGCAGCGCCCACCCCUGAGGAGCCCGCCUCCCCAGCAGCUGCAGUGCCUCCUAUGGAGGAAGUUUUCCCCAUUGGUGUGCCCCUUCUGGGAGUUUCUGCCCACACUGAUUCACUGCCUAUUUCAGAAGAAGGAAUUCCUGUUCUAGAGGAGGCUUCCUCCACUGGAAUGUGGGUCAAGGAGGACUUUGAUCCCCCAGCAUUUGGCAUAAAAGAGGUGACCAGCACAGUGCUACAUGGGAAAGUGCCUCUGACUACAACCACCGGAUUAAAUUCAGAUGAGGUAAUAGUUGCCCAUUUUGAUGCUGAGAAGGGUCUAGAGAGUAAAGUGAGAUUUGCAAGGCUGACUUGA